Messenger RNA from Stereum hirsutum FP-91666 SS1, 2550 nucleotides. Its product is annotated as Dihydropteroate synthase. Lineage: Eukaryota; Fungi; Basidiomycota; Agaricomycetes; Russulales; Stereaceae. The record is from RefSeq and is a predicted model, not a curated record. The coding region runs from base 214 to 2445 and encodes 743 amino acids. The transcript has 4 exons. Gene Ontology annotation, biological process: tetrahydrofolate biosynthetic process. Gene Ontology annotation, cellular component: mitochondrial envelope. Gene Ontology annotation, molecular function: dihydropteroate synthase activity; dihydroneopterin aldolase activity; 2-amino-4-hydroxy-6-hydroxymethyldihydropteridine diphosphokinase activity.
CAACCUCUCCGUCUCAGCUUAACUAUCCCUCACGAUCUUCGCCCUGCAGCUCUGAACGAUGAUGUCGCAGCCUCAAUAGAUUACGGUUCCCUGUCUUCCACCUUGCUCAAAUCGCUGGAGGUGCCACAUCUCGUAUCUGGAUUUGCUUCCCUCGAGACCGUAUUGGACCAUGUUUUCGCCACAUGUUUUAAUGCAUUCGACACGAUCCAGGAGAUGAAGGUCAGCUUGGUCAAACCCAGGGCAUCACCAUACGCGGAGGGCUUUGGCAUCCAAUCCACAAGGCGGCGCAAUGGGACUAGGGUUGGUCGGGAUGUCUGGACAAUCGAAGAACUCAAGUGUAACACCAUCGUGGGACUGAAUGCUUGUGAGAGGGAGGACAAGCAAGUCGUACAUUUCAACAUCGACCUGUCGAAGUCCCACGAUGAAAUUGUUGGACCAUUCAACUUUCGCACUCUGGGCAAGCAGCUUCGUGAGGCCGUGGAAGACUCUUCUUUUGUCUCUAUCGAGUCGCUGGCUUCUCUUGUAGCCCUCACCGCACUGCGAUACACUGGCCGACGUAGUGAUAUUGUUACAGUUCGCGCGGCCAAACCGAAAGCCCUCGUAUUCGCAGAAGCCGCAGAGGUGGAAAUUAUCCGUACGCUUCGUGACUACGAUACCGACUCAGCACCUGGAGUUUCCGCGAAUUCUGCUUCUGGCCCAAUAGAGUCUCCGCUGGGCCUCGCCAAGCUUAUCGCUCAGAGGUUAAAAUCAUCGCCGUCAAUUCAAAAGGGAGACCUGCAUACCGCUGCUAUCGCACUAGGCUCGAAUUUGGGAGACAGCUUCGCGAACAUCGAGCUUGCACUACGGUUGUUGGAGGAUCCCUCGCGGUCGUCCCUAGCUGGACUCCCCACCGGUGCUGAGGUUGCAGUAGUCAACACAAGUUUCCUAUACGAGACUGCACCGAUGUAUGUGACGGACCAGCCAAAAUUCAUCAACGGUGCCUGUAUCGUCGAGACAGACUUAGAGCCCGUCCAGCUGCUCAAACUCGUCAAGCAUGUCGAAGACGCCGUCGGACGAGUAAAAACCAUACGCAAUGGCCCUCGGGCAGUCGACCUUGACAUCCUGACCUACGACGAUCUCGUAUUUGACACUCGCCCGGAGCAUGGUCGUGCUUCUCUUGAUAAUCUCGAAGGACAGCUCGUCGUUCCACAUCCACGAAUGUAUGAGCGUGAGUUUGCCCUCAGACCACUCAGCGAUAUGAUCCCGGACUACAUCCACCCUGUGUUCAAGAAAACCAUCCAUCAGAUGCUCAACGAUGUCCUCGCCACCAACCCUCCCGACGCCUGGCCAAUGAACAAAGUCAUUCCUUUCCCUCGCUAUCCACUCUCAUCCCCUACUUCCAUAACCUCCACAGCCUCUCUUCCCCUCGUCCCACCGACAGUGAAGAGUUGGUCCUUCCCAGCCUCUUCAAUCCCGGGCGUCCCGGAUCCCCACAAGAAAACCCGUAUCAUGGCGACUCUCAACGCCACACCCGAUUCUUUCUCCGAUGGCUCGACCCACAACACCAUAUCCACUGGUCUUUCAUAUGCUUCUUCCUCCUUGAAGGCUGGAGCACAGAUCAUCGACGUGGGAGGGUACUCUACACGACCUGGGGCAGACUAUGUGUCGCCCGAGGAGGAAAUCAACAGAGUCGUGCCCAUGAUACAGGCUAUACGAACGUACGCUUCGGAGGAGGGCAAGGAUAGGGAAGCAAAACCUCAAUUGAAGGACAUGCUGAUCAGUGUCGAUACCUUCCGUCCGGACGUCGCUCGAGCCGCUGUACUUGCCGGCUCAAACUGCAUCAACGACGUCUACGCUUUCACCGGUCCUUCCUAUCCUCUCACAUCCGACUCAGCCUCCCACCUCCUUGAGAUGCGUUCUGUUGCCCGGGAACUUUCUGUCCCGGUCAUCCUCAUGCACUCCCGCGGCGACGCCGGACAGAACAAGGACUAUUCUGCGUACGAGUACGCAGGCAAGGAUGCGGUCUUGGAAGGCGUUAUUCUCGAACUAGGCGAGAAAGUGGAGGCCAUCGUUCGAGGGAAGGGUGGCAUCCGGAGAUGGCUAGUGAUGGUCGACCCUGGGGUCGGUUUCAGCAAGUCCGUUCAGGGUAAUCUGGACAUUCUGCGGGACGCUGCGAAGAUUACAGCCCCGACGAUACCAUCUUCGAGCCCAUUAAGGAACCCUCUCAAAGGCUAUCCCCAGUUGAUUGGCACGUCGCGCAAGUCUUUCUUGGGCAAGAUUCUGGAAGAGGGUGAUGUGGAGGAUGGAGGAAGUUAUGAGGGCAGGGAAGUCCAGCCGAUGGAGAGGGGAUGGGCGACGGCUGCUGGUGUGGCGUGUGCGGUUCAGCAAGGGGCUACGGUGGUCAGGGUGCACGAUACACUGGAGAUGGGAGAUGUGACGAGGAUGGCGAAUAUGUUGUGGGGGUAAAUGCGAGUAAAGAGCGAUGCACAGAAAUAUCGCGGCGCCGAGGUGACUUUAUACUGUAGCUUUGUAGCUUUGUAUAUUCAGCUUCAACACCAGCGUAGCUUUACC